This is a messenger RNA of Pseudomyrmex gracilis, 2073 nucleotides long. RefSeq names its product heparanase-like. The record is from RefSeq and is a predicted model, not a curated record. Gene Ontology annotation, molecular function: hydrolase activity, acting on glycosyl bonds. The transcript is spliced from 6 exons. Gene Ontology annotation, cellular component: extracellular matrix; membrane. The coding region runs from base 193 to 1824 and encodes 543 amino acids. Lineage: Eukaryota; Metazoa; Arthropoda; Insecta; Hymenoptera; Formicidae.
ACAUACUUCAACGUAGUUAAGUUUCAGAUUUCGCGCGAAGCGGAAAUCCGAUCACUCCCAUUGUCAAUUGUUCGCUGCUGACAUACAAAAGAGUCGGCAAAUUUGCGCGCAUGACAUUGACAUUCGCAACGUUGAUCUGACCUCUGACCGGGUUGUUGGUUCCCGUUGGAUCCUCCUCUCUCCGAGACGACAAUGAGCUACUUUGUAAACAAUAAUUGGGGCAAGAGUCCUUUCUAUCAAAAACUAAAUGAUCCUCGAAAUGACAUUCUCGUCGGAAGCGGUUCAACAGAUUCAAGAAUACCCUCUUGUUGUCGUUCCAUCGGACUCGCCGUGUUCUUGAUACUGGUGAUACUAUCCUUUUACAUAUGUCCUUUUCCAACUUUGAACCCACCGGUUCGCACCCAUGUGUUGCACUUCGAUAAAAAACAGCCUCUUUUGCACGUUACUUCCGACAAGUUCUUGUCGCUCGGCCUUGACACGUCUCUACUUCGACAAAUGAAGGAAUUGCCUGUCGGCAAAGAAAAAUUCGUCAAUCUAGGUCGUCACUUACGUCCAGCUUACGUCAGAGUGGGCGGAACGUCUGCCGAUUGUCUGAUAUUUAAUCAGAAUCAGGUGGAACAGAGUUUUUCCGAGAAGAUACCCAGUCCUGUGGACGGUCAGGAUAUCAGCAACUUUACCAUUACCAGUACGGAUUUGCUCGCUGUCUACGAUUUCGCGCUGAAGUCCGAGUUGCGAAUGAUUUUUGAUCUAAAUGUGUUGCUGCGAAAUCCGGAUGGAUCUUGGAACGAUACUAACGCUCAAGAAAUUAUCGCGUUUGCUAAGAGUCAGAGCAUGGAAUUGGACUGGCAAUUGGGAAAUGAACCAAAUUCCUUCAGACACGUGUUUAACGUGACGAUCGGUGCAACAGAGCUUGCGAAGGAUUACGAUCGUUUGAGAGAAUUAUUGGACAAGGCGGGAUACGCCGAUAGCAUCGUUAUCGGGCCAGAAGUGAAUCAUGUCGGAGACAAGAAUAAAGGAGAGAAAUAUGCCGAGAUGUUUCUCAGGAGUCAGAAAAACGUUGUGGAUUACGUCAGCUGGCAUCAGUAUUAUUUGAACGGACGAGAAGCUAAUGUCGAGGACUUCGUGAAUCCUCUUACGUUUGACGUGUUGCCGCAGCAAAUUAAAUCCAUGGGGAGAUUCGUCGCCGCGUCGGGAAGAAACGUUCCCAUGUGGUUGUCGGAAACCAGCACCGCUUUCGGCGGCGGAGCGCCCGAAUUAUCUGACAGAUUUGUGGCUGGAUUUCUUUGGUUGGACAAAUUGGGAUAUAGCGCCAGCGCGGGGUUGAACGUCGUGACAAGGCAGUCGUUGUUCGGCGGUUAUUACGCCAUGGUGUCGCCGGAACUCGCGCCGAAUCCCGACUGGUGGGUCAGCGUUUUUUACAAGCAAUUUGUGUCGGAGAAGGUUCUUAAGUUGCACACGCCCAGCAACGUCGACUACGUGCGACUUUACGCGCAUUGCACACCGAAGAAAUCUCUGAUCGCUCGAGUACCGGCCGUCACUAUCUACGGAAUGAACUUAGACAAAAUCGCGGCCCGCGUCUACAUCCCGGAAUUGAUUGUGCAGUUAAAAAAAUACGUGAAGAUAUUCUUCUACUCUUUGACUGCUGAUAAUUUGCAAUCGAGUGAAAUAAAGAUGAACGGCAAAGUGUUGAAGCUGCGACCGAACGGCGACUUGCCGCCGUUUCGACCUGUGAUACUGAAUCCCGCGGAUCCCGUGAUCUUACCACCGUACUCCAUGGUGUUUAUGAUGAUUCACGGUAUCGAGGUUCCUGCCUGUUCGACGUGAACGAGAAGAGAAACACUCGAGUCAAUUUUUACGUAUAUUUAUUUAUAUACUAUCUUUCUUAAACAUUUAUAUAUAUAUCAUAAAACAUAUGUUACAUAUUUUUUACAAACUCUUAUCAACAAGGAAGCCGUUUGUAGAGGCGCGAGUAGGCGUUUUACCCCGAAACGGCCCUCUCGGCAGAAAUUUUACCGAGUAAAACUAGCUUUCAGCUCGCAAUAGCUGCGUUGCUGUUCACUUCGGAAAAAAAAA